Molecule: messenger RNA, 300 nt
Organism: Fusarium keratoplasticum
Lineage: Eukaryota; Fungi; Ascomycota; Sordariomycetes; Hypocreales; Nectriaceae
Exons: 2
Coding region: 1-300 (99 amino acids)
Source: RefSeq, a predicted model, not a curated record
AUGACCACCAACUCGUUCGGCGGAGCUCUUCCUCCCUUCGAUUUCCCGCCCCAGCCAGCCCCCGCUAUCUCUCGCAUGGCUCGCGUCUCAAAGGCUCUUCCUGUCGUGUUGGUCACUACCGCGAUAGCUGCCAUCGCCUUCAAGGCCACCCAGGAAGCACAAACGCCUCGCUCGCCCAUUGCUGUCUCCAUGGCAUCUGGACGCGCUUCAGCAGCUCCGAGCUUGGUACCUCUAGGGCAAGGGGGCGUUGGCAAACAAAAUAUCGGCGUGACGACGAAGCCAAACAACUCGGGCACUUAA